AUGUCACGGAAGCCCACCGAUGUGGCGUCGAAGGAGCGCAACGAAUACAUUCCUUCCUUCAUUUCAAAGAAGCCGUUUUACAUUGACGACGAGUCCGGUGCGAAUGACUACUUGGAGCAUCAACGACUACACAAGCAGACUACCGACCAAUCGAAAUGGUAUGAGCGUGGUAAACGGGCGGGCCUGGCAGCCACCAAAUACCGGAAAGGGGCCUGCGAAAACUGCGGCGCAAUGACCCAUAAGUCAAAGGAAUGUCUAAGCCGGCCCAGGAAACUUGGUGCCAAAUGGACUGGAAAAGAUAUUCAAGCGGAUGAGGUUGUACAAGAUGUGCAACUAGGCUGGGACGCUAAGAGAGAUCGAUGGAAUGGUUACGAUCCAAGUGAAUAUCGACAAGUCGUCGAGGAAUACGAGGAACUGGAGAAGUUAAAACGCAAGGCUAAACAAGAGACAGAAAUUAAUCACAAAUCUAUGGAUGAUGAAGAUGAUGAGGAGGAUGUGACAAAUGAAGAGGCUCGGUAUGCAGAAGAGUCCGACAUGGGGAGACAACAAAGCACGGCAACCCGCAAUUUACGUAUUCGAGAGGAUACUGCGAAAUAUCUCUUGAAUCUUGACCUUGAUUCAGCAAAAUAUGACCCGAAGACGCGACGGAUGGUAGACAUGGGAGCCCAACAGGAUCAAGCUGCAGCUCUCGUCGCUGAGGAGAACUUUGUGCGCGCUUCUGGAGAUGCUGCAGAAUUUGAAAGGGCACAGCGUUACGCUUGGGAAUCACAGGAGCGUGGUAAUAAGCAGCUCCACCUCCAGGCAAACCCGACGUCCGGAGAGAUCCUUCGGAAGAAAGAGAAAAUAGAAACGGAAUCCAAGCGUCAAGCGCAGCGCAAAGCCCUCUUAGAGAAAUACGGCGGUGAGGAGCAUUUGGCGCCGACUCCACUACGAGAUGCUAUGGUGGUCGAGAAUGAAUGUUUUGUCGAGUACGACGAGACAGGUGCGAUAAGGGGCGCGCCUAAGAGGGCAACAAAGUCAAAAUACGCCGAAGAUAUACUUAUCAAUAACCAUACCUCCGUCUGGGGCAGCUGGUGGUAUGACUUCCAAUGGGGCUACGCCUGUUGUUUCUCGACGGUGAAAAAUAGUUAUUGUACUGGCGAGCAAGGAAAGAGAGCGUUUGAGGAAGAAGGCAACUUGCUAACGGUGUCAGACGAGGACAAUGAUUUCAACGCGCUGAUAGGAGAUGAAGGAAAGCAGCUUGCUGAGUCUCGUGGCUCAGAAAGAGUAGAAGGACCAGCUUCCAACCCAAAGAAAAGGACAUUGACGGAAAUAAAGACUGGAAUCUCCGAGGAGGAACUGGAGUCCUACAAGCGAAGCCGCCUUGCCCGAGAGGAUCCUAUGGCUGCUUUUAUAGGGAAGGACGAUCUUCUGCAGUAG
Molecule: messenger RNA, 1419 nt
Organism: Monascus purpureus
Lineage: Eukaryota; Fungi; Ascomycota; Eurotiomycetes; Eurotiales; Aspergillaceae
Source: the annotation of a GenBank genome assembly